Messenger RNA from Planococcus citri (citrus mealybug), 1813 nucleotides. Its product is annotated as low-density lipoprotein receptor-related protein 1B-like. Gene Ontology annotation, cellular component: signaling receptor complex; apical plasma membrane; plasma membrane. The transcript is spliced from 11 exons. The record is from RefSeq and is a predicted model, not a curated record. Lineage: Eukaryota; Metazoa; Arthropoda; Insecta; Hemiptera; Pseudococcidae. The coding region runs from base 108 to 1790 and encodes 560 amino acids. Gene Ontology annotation, biological process: receptor-mediated endocytosis. Gene Ontology annotation, molecular function: protein binding; hormone binding.
AUUGGCACUAAUUAUUCGGCGAGAUAUCUAAUCAUUCAAGUACCUACCUAACGAUUUGUUUUUAGAGGUUCUUGAAACUUUUUCAUUACGAAUAGUAGGUACAGUUUAUGAAUUUCUGUAAAAGAAAUCAUCGGUUCGUGUUGAAUGAAAUGUUCAGUUCCAAUGUCGUGAAAUGGCUGAUUUUCUUCGAUUUUUUCGUCGCUGAUAUUGGGGUAUUUUCAAGUCAUCUUGAUCCAGCGAAUUUAUUUUGCGAAAAAGAUCGGGUUUACCUGAAUGGCGGUUCAUUUUGUGAUGGGUUUUCGCAGUGUACUGAUGACAGCGAUGAAGCGUACGGAUGUGACCUGUACAGUUGUGGAACAGCGAAAUUCAAAUGCCUAAGCGAUGGUUCGUGCAAAGAUAUAAAAGUUCGUUGUGAUACGAGAAAGGAUUGCUUAGAUGGAUCAGAUGAAUUACACUGUGGCCACGAAACCAACAUCGAACAGUGUCAUUUGCAACAGAAUAGAUUCCUGUGUCAAGAUAAAUUGAAAUGUCUUGAUUUCAAAUUCAUUUGCGACGGAGUCUGUAAUUGCUUCGACUGCUCAGAUGAAUGGCAUGGCUGUUCCAUAUAUGAUGAAUACCUUUGCGAGGCAUGUUCAAAUGGUUGCUCUUCGGGUAUAUACAAAGUUUCUGAUUUUUACAAAAGUUUUUCACACUCUCAGGCUGAUUUCAAAUGUAGAGAUACCUUAUCGUAUGAUCCGUGUGGUCAGAAAUGCUUCUACUAUGGGAAUAGUUUGACUUUCAGGUGCUUAAAUGAUGAAAAUUAUCACAUUCGUGGCGUUAAUGGAGUGAAUAAUGAUAAAUGUUAUAACAGCGUGUCGUUCAAAAACUUACUAAUUUAUUCAACCGAUGACGAAAUAAAAAUGUUUUUCUUCAGCAGCAACAAAACAUCUACUCUGCAAACUGGAGUGGAUUGUACAGCUCUGACAGCAGCUCAUCAUUUCGUUUAUUGUGCAACUUUUGUCGGUGGCUUUGGAUUAAUAUUGAAGAUCUCGGUGGUUUCAAAAAAAACAUAUGAGAUAGUAAAAUUAAAUUCAAAAGUUACAUCAAUAGCAGUUGAUUGGAUCACCAAUAAUAUUUAUUUCACGACUAAUUCAUCAUUAUCGGUUUGCGUUAAUAAUGGCGAAUUUUGCACUCAACUUAAAAAUUGUACUUCGUCAUGUUCCUCGGUUAGUUUGGCUCCAAAAUUUGGUCUCAUGUUUUGGAUCGACAAUGACGUCAUAAUGAAAGCUGCAAUGGAUGGAAGCAGUGAGAGUAUCUUGGUUAAAGAACUCGGUCCAAAAUUAAUUUCGUCUAUGGCUGAUGAAUUGACUGAUAAUUUGUACUGGAUUCAUCUUUCGUUACCUGAGCAUGAAGGUGCGGAUGUAAAAUCAAUGAAUUUCUACAUCCAUCCUAGUUCAAGAAGUAUUUGGAAUUUAUACACCCUCGAAAAAGAUUGUUUUACUUUUGCUGUAUUUGAAAAUACUGUGUACUACACUAGAGCUGGCCACAAUACAAUUUAUCGUUUCAAAAGAAGGAUCGAUGAACUUGAUAAUCUAUCGAAUGAUUUUGAUAUUCUUACAGUUGAUAGAAAUGCCUCUUCAGUAAAAUAUUUGUACGCUUAUAAUUCCCUGCUUCAACGAAGUAAGGUUACAAAUCCAUGCAACGGAGUAUCUUGCUCUGAUUUAUGCUUACUUCGUCCAUCAACUUCAUCCAAGGGUUUAAUUUACACUUGUAUGCGUAGAAAUAUUACAUCGAAUAAAAUAGCUGAUUGAAAUAAAUCUGUGUUCUUGUUUUU